ACCAAGACCUCAGCGCAUGUAGAGAGUUUGAUCACGCACAAGGAAAAACCGUGGCUCCGUCUCCCCGCGUUCUCGAAUAUCUUCUGCGCCGCGGGCGGCUGCCACGUCCUACAACCAUGGCUCUCACUACUGUUGAGCGUCCGUCUCGUCCGUCAAAGAAACAGGGCAAGCCAAAAACAUUCGAGCCGCCCCCAGAGGUUAUAAUCACACCAUACCAGGCAGGUCCCAUCGAAAAUGACCCGGAGCCUUAUUUCUUUGAAGGCGGCCUGCGGAGAGUCAAGCCCUACAACCACACAUACAACACAAACUGUAAAGAGCGAUGGCGCGGACGAGAGAUCCUCGACAUCUUCGCCAGCGAGUUCAGAGACCGGUCGAUGGAGUAUUACAAAAAGUCCAUUGAGACUGGCUUCGUCGUAGUCAACGGCAAGAAAGUCCCCACCGACCACAUUGUGAGAAAUGGCGACGUGAUCAGCCAUACCCAACACCGCCACGAGCCCGCCGUGUCUGCCCAGCCCGUCGGCAUCGUCUACGAAAAUGACGAUAUCAUGGUUAUCAACAAGCCUGCCGGCAUCCCCGUGCAUCCCGCCGGCCGCUACCUGCACAACUCGAUCAACGAGAUCCUGCGCUCCGAGAAACGCGUCCCCUACCCGAUGCCCGUCAACCGCCUCGACCGGCUGACAUCCGGCAUCAUGUUCUACGGCAAGCACAGCCGCGCCGCCGAAGACCUCGGCAAGCAGAUCCGCGACCGCACCGUGAAGAAGGAAUACGUCGCCCGCGUGGUUGGCGAGUUCCCCGAGGGCGAGAUUGUGUGCGAGCAGCCCAUCCUGCAGAUCAACCCCAAGCUCGGGCUGAACCGCGUGCGAGCAAACGGCAAGGACGCCCGCACCGUCUUCAAGCGCCUGGCCUACUACCCUCACCGCACCGGCAUGGCCGCCGAGCAGGACGUCAAGAGCGAGGAGGAGGCGCGCGCCAUGGGCAUGGCCUGGAAGCGCUUCCGCGGCUACUCGAUUGUGCGCUGCAUGCCGCUCACGGGCCGCACGCACCAGAUCCGCGUGCACCUGCAGUUCCUCGGCCACCCGAUCUCCAACGACCCCAUCUACUGCAACCAGCGCGUGUUCGGGUCCGAUCUGGGCCGCGGCCACACCUCGAGCGAGGACGAGGACGACAUCAUCACGCGGCUGAGCCGGAUGGGCAAGGACGAGGUUGCCGACGCCGUCGCGUACCACGACGAGAUGGUCGACGCGUACAACGAGCGCAAGGCCGAGAAGAUGACGGGCGAGAUCUGUGAGCGCUGCAACACGCCGCUGUACAGCGAUCCGGGCGUGCACGAGCUGGGCAUCUAUCUGCAUGCGAAGAAAUACGCCUGUAUGACGGGCGCGUGGAGCUAUGAGACGCCCUUGCCGCAGUGGGCGCUGCCGCCGAGUGGCGCGGACGGGCCAACGGAUGUCACGGCGGAGAGCGAUCCGCUGGCCGUGGACUUGGGGAAAUUGGGCUUGGAAGACCCGGCGCACGCGGGGGAUGCAGGGGUGAAGAAAUGGGUCGCGGACGCGGACGGGGACACGGAUGUGAAGGAGAAGGAAGCCGUGAGUGGGGAAGGAAACGAACUGGUCGGAAGCGAGGUGGCAUGUACACCGCCAGCUACACAAGACCAGGCAGCAAGCACAGUAUAGGUCAAUCAUAAAAGUCGUUGUUCCUGUCCAUCUUUCUCCCUGGCAUACACAAUACAUACAGAU
Pseudovirgaria hyperparasitica is the source of this 1733-nucleotide messenger RNA. Its product is annotated as DRAP deaminase. The record is from RefSeq and is a predicted model, not a curated record. Gene Ontology annotation, molecular function: RNA binding; pseudouridine synthase activity. Bases 117 to 1670 code for a protein of 517 amino acids. Gene Ontology annotation, biological process: pseudouridine synthesis. NCBI's taxonomy places the organism in Eukaryota, Fungi, Ascomycota, Dothideomycetes, Acrospermales, Acrospermaceae. The transcript is spliced from 2 exons.